GCGCCCGCGGCAGCCGCUGCACUCCGUCCCGGGCGGGAGGCGCACGAGGUUCUGAUGGCCUAGGGGACGGCGCCAGGCCGAGUCCAGCACGCCCAGACGUUCGACAUGGAUAACCUGACCUCCGCUGCCGGCGAGAAGGACAGCUGCACGUACCACGAGGAGUUCAAGCAGAUCCUGCUGCCCGUGGUCUACUCGGCGGUCUUCGUGCUGGGGCUGCCCUUGAACGCCACGGUCAUCGCCCAGAUCUGGCUGUCCCGCAAGGCGCUCACGCGCACCACCAUCUACAUGCUCAACCUGGCGGCGGCCGACCUGCUGUACGUCUGCUCUUUGCCGCUGCUCAUCUACAACUACUCCCAGAAGGACUACUGGCCCUUCGGCGACUUCACGUGCCGCUUCGUGCGCUUCCAGUUCUACACCAACCUGCACGGGAGCAUCCUGUUCCUGACCUGCAUCAGCGUCCAGCGCUACCUGGGCAUCUGCCACCCGCUCUCCACCUGGCACAAGAAGCGGGGCAAGGGCUUCACCUGGAUGGUAUGCGGCCUGGUCUGGUUCCUGGUCGCAGCGCAGUGCCUGCCCACCUUCCUCUUCGCCUCCACCGGCAUCCAGAGGAACCGGACCGUGUGCUACGACCUGAGCACGCCGGAGAGCUCCGGCAGCUACUUCCCGUACGGCAUCACCCUGACUGUCACGGGCUUCCUGAUCCCCUUCGUGUCCAUCCUGGGCUGCUACUGCUGCAUGACCAAGAUCCUGUGCCAGAAGGACGAGAUGAUCGGCCUGGCCGUCCGCAAGAAGAAGGACAAGGCCAUCCGGAUGAUCAUCAUUGUCGUGCUGGUCUUCGCCAUCAGCUUCUUCCCCUUCCACCUGACCAAGACCAUGUACCUGAUUGUCCGCGCCAUGCCGGGGGUCCCCUGCCUGACCCGGCAGGCCUUCGCCAUCACCUACAAGUGCACCCGGCCUUUCGCGAGCAUGAACAGCGUCCUGGACCCCAUCCUCUUCUACUUCACCCAGCGCAAGUUCCGGGAGAGCACCAGGUACCUGCUGGACAAGGUCAGCUCCAAAUGGAAGCACGACUCCUGAAGGACGCGCACCGGAGCAGUGUGGACGCAAGCACCCGCUGGGGCCGG
Varanus komodoensis (Komodo dragon) is the source of this 1124-nucleotide messenger RNA. It is a transcript of the gene P2RY6, whose product is annotated as pyrimidinergic receptor P2Y6. The transcript has 2 exons. Gene Ontology annotation, molecular function: G protein-coupled ADP receptor activity; G protein-coupled UDP receptor activity; G protein-coupled UTP receptor activity. The coding region runs from base 106 to 1077 and encodes 323 amino acids. The record is from RefSeq and is a predicted model, not a curated record. Gene Ontology annotation, biological process: phospholipase C-activating G protein-coupled receptor signaling pathway; cellular response to pyrimidine ribonucleotide. Gene Ontology annotation, cellular component: plasma membrane. NCBI's taxonomy places the organism in Eukaryota, Metazoa, Chordata, Lepidosauria, Squamata, Varanidae.